This is a messenger RNA of Melampsora larici-populina 98AG31, 2112 nucleotides long. RefSeq lists its product as uncharacterized. The record is from RefSeq and is a predicted model, not a curated record. The transcript is spliced from 6 exons. Bases 1 to 2112 code for a protein of 703 amino acids. Lineage: Eukaryota; Fungi; Basidiomycota; Pucciniomycetes; Pucciniales; Melampsoraceae.
AUGCACCCCACCACCACCACAUACAACAGCAUACAACAAGCCUCACCAACUUUAUUAUCAAUCCUACGUGCCGGUAAUCAAGAAACACAUCAGGAUUUCACCGGAUUUGAUUUACAGAUGGAAGACUCAAGGCAAGGUCAGAUUAUAGACCAGCAAUCACUUAUGGCAGCCUUACAACAAAAAGCCCCUCUUGAACAUCAGCGGUAUUCAGAACAAAGCUAUGAAGAUUUAUUUCAUAGACCUUUUCAAAGACCUACUACUCAAGCUGAUAUCAAUCAAAUCAAUCGUGUUCAAGAGGCUCAGCGUGGAAUUAAUGAUUUCUUUCAAGAUCAUCAAGUUCCACAACCUCCAAUGAUCGAUAAUCGGCCAAGUCUAAAUCAACACAAUCAAAACAAUCAGCUUCAACAAACUCACAGCUUACCAAACGCAAGUAUAAAUCAACAUACUCACCUUCAACUAGGUCAAAGCCUACCAAAUCAAUUUGAUUCAACUUUAAACAUCUACAAAAAUCAUCAAAUCUCGGUUCCGGAACCUCAACGGGCAUCAGCACCAAUUCAUAUAGACUCUUCCCUACUUCCGCACUUGGAAUCUCAACCUUUGGGUUUGAGAAAUUCAACAACAUCCAAUUCGAGAGGACUCUCUACCGUGUCCCAGCCAGCAGGAAAGAAAUCUUCACAAACAAAGAAAUCUGCAUCUCGAUCAAAGAGUUCAUCACAAAACAAAGCUAACAAAGAUGCUAACCGUGAAGACGAAGUUGCUAAAAGCAACAAAGCGCUCUUGGAUGAGUUUCUAACACCAGCCCAACGUCUACCCGAUAAUAUCUCUCUUCCAGCUGAACUUACUGUAACUGAAUUGUAUGCGUUGGAUGCCUCGCAGCUUAGGACGCUUGCUGACCAGCAUACUCGCGGUCGAGGUCAUGGGGCUCCAUCAUUACAGAAGAGACAAAUUCUAAGGGAUUUUCACAACUCGACCGAGAAGCUCCUUGCCAUCUUGUGCAUCCACCUUGGAAUAUCACAAGACGUGGCCUCAAACGAGAUUGGAAAAUGUGCAUCCUUUAGGGCUUCAAGAAACUAUGACUAUUUCAUAAAAUCUAAGGCAGUCUCAGAUAUCUAUCGACAAACCAAGUUCUUGUUAUGGACAGAUGGAGGUCCUCUUAAUCCUGUCUCGAGGGAACUAGUACGUCAACUAUGGGCAAGUUACACAAAAGAAGAGCAAGAUCAGUUUCGCAAAGCUGGCGAGGCAUGUGAUAUUGGUGAUAUUGAAGCAGAGGUCAAUAUUGACAAUAUCGACAACAUCGACAACAUCGACAACAUCGAUGGGGUUAAUCCAGAUGAAAUACCCGACAAUCGUCCAACUCACAAAGGCUUACUUAAGAUUAUCCGAGGAUCGAACAAUGAGGAGACCCGCAAGAAUGGCUUCCGCACCAAAAGCCAUGACCUGGCGCAUUCCAAAAUCAAAUGCGAUGAGUUUGUGGCUAGCUUUAUCCAGAAGGCAAACAAUAUGUCUCAAAUUCAUCCGGCUCAAUUCACUAUCACAGCUGUCUCAACCCACCUUUCUAAGCACUGCUUUCAAUAUAUGUCGACCACACCUGGCUUAUGGGAUUGGGUGGAUUAUGACAUUCAUUCGUCUCCAACUCGUGAAAGCACUACUUCAAGGAUGCAAGCUUUUUUGACCGGUAAGACAGUUGCAGGCCUUGCGCGUCCUAAGCAAGCAAAUGGCCCAAGGGUUGAAUUAGAGAAGUUGAAGGCCAACUUGAACCAGAUCAUUCGAGAAGCUACAAAAGCUUCAAACAAGCCUCAAGAUAUCUGGACUUGGUCAAAUUGCGAAGCUCGCCUUGCCGAACAAGGUCUCAAGUUGCAAUACGAACCAUCCGAUCCUGUGUACAAGAUUUGGAUUACUAAUCCAAAUUCCGCCGUCACUGAAGAGAAAGCUCGACUGGUCAAUAAAGAUCUUGUCACUCACCCGGUAUUGCUCACCCCAAUUCCAGGCUUUGUAUUCAAGUACAAGUUCGGCAAGAAUAACAAGCGAAAACGGGAUGCCGUUCUCGAAGAGGAGGAUGAAGAGCGGCUUGGGGAUGUUAAUGAUAACACAAAUGAAUCGAACAUCAUCUAA